GGUAGCUCUCAUUUUUCAGCGUCCUUACUUAAAUCGCCAAUAGUCUAAUCUAAGUACGGCUACGUGUGAUCAGUGAUCCAGGCUUCAGAGAGAAGCUGUUUGCAAUUUGGUCCCAUCUUUGAUGCUAGCUUAUCCAUUCCUCCUCAAUAACCCCGGCUCCCCAUACCCCAGGCGCCAAGAGACCGAGGAAGAGCCUCGUCUCUCCAAUAUCGUGAUUCCUUUCACGAACGUUUGCCCCGCAUUAUGGGGGUAUUCAAAUGGAUUAACGGAGUUUGAGACAGUGGCAAACUAGCCUAUCCCCUGCAAAAGCCUCUAAUUAAGCUUCUGCCGCUCACAUGGUCUCGCCCGUUGACGGCUAGCAUACCCGAUUACCGGGACGAGCUUCCUACAAACUCGUCAGAUAAAAGCUCGACACCGCCCGACGUUACUUAUGUCUCCUGUUCAGUCGUCCUCUUAGUACCCUUCCGAGUCGUAUUCCGGUUUCCCUCGCCAUAUUAUCACAUACCUUUGACCAUCGGGACGAAGACUCUGGGGAAACCAUUAUAUUGACGAGGAAUCACCAACUAUGAUUGACGAGAUAACACGGGCUGGCCCUGCUGAAGGGCUUGCGCCGAAGCAAAACAUAGAAGCAUUGGAACAUGUAACGGCACCCGAAGCCACAGGUACAACGCCUCUCGCCAGUACGAUGGAUCCAGCCCAUCGCGCACGUGUAGAGAAGACACUGAAGCGCAAACUCGAUGCGCGAUGUUCCAUAUUUGUCCUCAUUUACAUCCUCAAUUAUCUCGACCGCAACAACAUCGCGGCUGCGAGGCUGAAGGGGCUCCAGUCAGAUUUAAACCUCGACGAUACCCAAUAUUCGACCUGCCUGAGUAUUUUGUAUGUCGGGUAUAUUUUGAUGCAGGUCCCGUCGAAUAUGUUUACCAAUAGGAUCCAGAGACCAUCGCUCUAUCUCUCCUGCGCCAUGUUGCUCUGGGGUCUCAUUUCUACGCUCACGGGAAAUACGAAUAAUUUCACUGGCAUGGUUCUGGUACGGUUCUUCUUGGGCUUUGUCGAAGCUGCUUUCCUUCCGGGAGCGCUUCUUAUCCAGUCCAAGUGGUACACUCGAAGGGAGCUGACGACGAGAAACGCCAUCCUAUUCUGCGGUAAUAUUAUCUCCAAUGCCUUUUCGGCGCUAGUUGGAGCUGGUGUGUUAUCGAAUAUGCAAGGAAUUUUGGGUCAUGCUGCUUGGAGAUGGUUAUUCUGGAUCGAGGGCGGUGUUACCAUGUUCGUUGCUAUCAUCGCAGCCUUCGUGCUUCCGGAUUUACCACACAACUCGCGUGGUUUCACAGAGGAAGAGCGCCAGGUAGCGCAGCUGCGAAUGAUUGAGGACGUUGGCGAAGCUGAUGUCGAUGGAGAGAACCAGGGCAUCUUCGACGGCCUUAUUAUGGCCGUUAAGGAUAUUAAGAUUUAUGUGAUGAUGUUCACCUUCGCGGCCUAUGUCGUCGGCCUAUCGUUCAAUGCUUUCUUCCCGACCCUUACAGGUACUCUCGGAUUUGACUACGUUGGAACACUGCUUAUGAGCUCGCCGCCUUGGGUCUUUUCGUGCAUCGUCUCACUUAUAAAUGCCUGGCACGCUGAUAGAACCCAAGAGAAGUUCUGGCACAUUACUGGCCCCAUCAUCGGCGGAAUGGUCGGUUUCGUCAUCAGCAUGUCUACGCUAAAUGUAGCUGCCCGAUACGUUGCACUCUUCCUCCAAGCAAGCUCCUACGCCGGCUUUAUCGUUUUCUAUUCAUGGAUUAGUUCGUCCUUCCCUCGACCACCGGCCAAACGAGCUGUGGCGAUCGCUCUCAUCAACGCGUUUUCGCAACUGGGCAACGUGGCGGGUAGUUACGUGUGGAACCUGAAGGAUAACGGAUACCGUAAGAGCUAUGGCAUUGUGACGGCUAUGUUCGGAGUCACUAUCAUUGGAUGCUUCGCUUUCCGCGUCAUUUUAGCGGACCUCAACAAGAAGCUCGAGGAGAGUGAGCGCACUUGGGAAUCGCAACCCGAUGCGGCGGCGCAGAUAGACGGCCCCGACGAAGCGUUGCGGAUGCACAAGGGAUUCCGGUACUUGGUAUAA
Annulohypoxylon truncatum is the source of this 2098-nucleotide messenger RNA. RefSeq names its product MFS general substrate transporter. Bases 566 to 2098 code for a protein of 510 amino acids. The transcript is spliced from 5 exons. Gene Ontology annotation, cellular component: membrane. NCBI's taxonomy places the organism in Eukaryota, Fungi, Ascomycota, Sordariomycetes, Xylariales, Hypoxylaceae. Gene Ontology annotation, biological process: transmembrane transport. Gene Ontology annotation, molecular function: transmembrane transporter activity. The record is from RefSeq and is a predicted model, not a curated record.